UUAAAUGAGCUGACGCCAGAGGAGAAAAGCAGUUUCUCUAAGGUUUAGCAGCAAGUAGCAGCAGCAACAGAAGCAGUAAUGAGACGCCGUGUAUUCCUCGCUGUGUUGCUCAGCCUGGUGUUGGGCCUUUUGAAAGAAACCACUGCUGCCUCAGGAGAAGAAUCAACAACUGUGCCAACAACCUCAAAAACUCCAGGAAGCGGGGAUGAAAGUGCACCAACGACUGCCCCAUCAGGGAAUACAACCACAAAUAAUACAGGAAGCGGGAAUGAAACUGCACCAACGACUGCCCCAUCAGGGAACACAACCACAAAUAAUACAGGUAAGGAGCAAUCUCUUCAGGCAGCCCCUUGUGGGCACAGAUUGGAGGAAGUGAAUUGCAAGGAGCUCUGCAAGAACUUCUGCAGUUCAGACCCUUGUGGAAGAAAUUUUGCUAAAUGUCUUUCUUUAAAAAGCAAUUAUACCUGCCAGUGUGACUAUGGAUUCUACUAUAGCAAGGAGGAUAAGAAUUGUUACAGAGGGGAUGUAUACCCAGGGGUCAUUAGUGUGAAUCAAAACUCCAAUGACAGUGUUAAAAUUGUGAAUUCCACAGCAUAUGAAGAGGUGUUCAACGGUGUAUCAGAAUUUUUUGAAAAGGCCUUCAAAAAUUUAUUGACCUAUGUACAGACAGUCAUUGUGGAAAUUCAACCUUCAGAAAAAUCCAGAACUACUUCUCAAACGAUUGUAACAGUGAUGAACCUGUUUAAGGAGAACUCAAGUGUGACCAAUGAAUCAGUUUCUCUUGCAGUAAAACAAGCAAUACAAGAAAAUUCAUCCUAUGUCUCUUCUUACGAAGAGGCAAAGAAAUGUGAUGUGUUUCAGUGUGAUAAUCAAACCACAGACUGUGUAGAAGAUGUAAAAGACCCGUUUCCAGAAUGCCAAUGCAAAAGUGGUUUAGAAAAGACAACAUGGGAUGAUCGUUCUUGUUCAGCUUGCAGUAAAAACUGUUCUGCACAAGCACACAAGUACUGCACAAUAAAAGAAGGGAUCCCAAAAUGCACAUGUAUGCCUAACUUUGAAGAGAAAGAUGGAAAUGAUGGAGAAUGCGUACCUUGUCAAUUGGGCUAUUCUGGGGAGAACUGCACUGACAACACUGAACUCAUCCUUAUAAUAGUGGGUACAAUUCUUGGAGCCAUUAUCCUGAGUUUAGUGAUAGCAGUCUCUGUAAUUUCAGCAAGAGCCAAACACAAACAAAAUCCAGAGAAGAAGAGGCUGAUAAAGUCAGGAUAUUCCGACACAGAUAUCUCUGAUGAUAGACCGACCAUAACAUUCCCCAGAGUCCAGACCACUUCUGGCCAUGCAAACCCAGGAUAUCAGCCAAACAACCCAUAUGAGAUGCCUUCCACAAAUAAAGGUCAUUUUUUGGAGAGGGAUUAUGAUGAUUUGUACGAACCAUCACGGGAGCGUGGGGGCUUUAGGAUGCAGAGCAGAUACUGACAAGAGCAGUAGAAGGACCUACGACCACUGCAACACUGGGUCAGACCAAAGAGUUUCGCAGCCUCUCACCAAUGCAGUUACUUCAGCAGAGGAGACAACAAAGUCCUUGACUCCAGAUUCUCUCAAGAUUUUCUAAAAGAAGACCCCCGCUUGAAAGAGAUCAUGGACAUAAGGGGAAAAUGUAACAGGGGAUAGAUAUCUUUUAAAAAACUAAUGAGCUCCAAUAAACAUUAGACUUCUUUGAGAAGGCCAGUAGACUGGCAAGAGAACGAGUGUAUACAAGAUAUCAGGAUUUUAAUCCUGCUGGUUUUCAGUUCUUCUGGAAGAUGGUCCAAGAAGUAUGUGUGAUGCUGAAAAAUGUCAGCAUCCAGAGCUUUACCUUUAUUUGUGCUCACUCAAUUUCAACUAAGGCUUUGGGCAGAUCAUAACUGUUUUUCAUGAGAUCCUACCUUGUUUCACUUUACUAAGAUACAGUCUUUUUUACCCUCCUCAACCCCUCAGUAUUUCCUAUCUGAAAGCAUUUUGUUCAGAUCUCUGCUGACAUGUGUUGUGUAAGACAAUGGCACUUGUCUGACCUUUUCCACAGCCUUCCUUCCCAAUAAAAUGGCAAGAAACAA
Messenger RNA from Corapipo altera (White-ruffed manakin), 2093 nucleotides. It is a transcript of the gene MUC13, whose product is annotated as mucin 13, cell surface associated. The coding region runs from base 79 to 1476 and encodes 465 amino acids. The transcript has 14 exons. Lineage: Eukaryota; Metazoa; Chordata; Aves; Passeriformes; Pipridae. The record is from RefSeq and is a predicted model, not a curated record.